Messenger RNA from Dinoponera quadriceps, 901 nucleotides. RefSeq lists its product as uncharacterized. NCBI's taxonomy places the organism in Eukaryota, Metazoa, Arthropoda, Insecta, Hymenoptera, Formicidae. The coding region runs from base 1 to 480 and encodes 159 amino acids. The record is from RefSeq and is a predicted model, not a curated record. The transcript has 3 exons.
AUGUCUGAGGAGAAGCAGAACAAAGAAAGCAAGAAAGUGACCGAAAGGGUGGUCACUAUGGGGAAAUCGCGCGGGAUCGCGUUCAAGAAUGAAGUGGUCGCUGACAAUAUUCGCAAGGAAACGAACCUGCGCGAGAAAACAUCGCAACGAUCGUGGUCGCGCAAGUACGGGCACCUGACCGGGAAAUUUUCCAACGAGGUGCUGAUGGAAGAAUGCAGAAAAGCGGCACUUCCGUUGGGUACUUUCAAGCGUGAUCCACCGGAAGACGCGGUCGAACGUUCACCGAUUCCUUUGAAAGCCUCGCCAGCUGUCCCCAAAACGUCAUCCGCGGCCAUCGGCCAUCGCUCGUCGCGCGCGGAACACAGCCUGGAGUUCACGGGUCGUCUCUACGUCUCGCCUAGGUGGACGAUCGAGCCAUCCACGGAUAACCCAGAAUUGCAAGGCGCGAUGCAACAACAAAAGUUCAUCUUUCUCGGUUGAGAUUGCUCAAUGAUCCAUGAAGAAGGAAGAAGAUCAUUCGUGUCAUUGUGAUUUUUUCGUUUCGGUAAUCGUGCGUUCGAGUUUUUAAGAGCCGUCUGCAAUAGUCGUAAAUCCUGGUCUACAAUAGGUGUUUUAAACUUUAAGCCUUAGGAAAUUGACCAAUCACAGUCGAGUGUGAAGAGAAUAAUUAACUGUGAUUAGUCAAUUUCUCAAGGCAUAAGGUUUAAAAUACCUAUUAUAGAUCGGAUCUAAAAUAUGCAGUAAGAUGUAAGUAGUGAGCUAAUUGACCGACCACGGUCGAUUAUUCUUGGACCGUGAGAAUCUAAUUGGUCAAUUAGCUUACUAUUGCUGCUAUUGCAGGUGGGUCCUUUAGCUGUAUCUUUAAUGUUUACCAUGCUUUUUCUAAAUGAAACGAGCGUAU